CACCGUACCUAGGAGGUUUUCCUAGAUCCUGGACUCCCUUUUUAAUAUGAUCAUUGGCUUGGUCAUGUUAAAAUAUACUACGGUAUUAUUAUUAUGGAGAGUCGUAUACCUCAACCGCGACAUAUUGUGAUCAUAGGUGGUGGCGUUAUUGGCACAACGACGGCCUACUAUCUGACCCGGCAUCCUUCCUAUAUUCCCGCGAUUCACCACAUUACUCUCCUCGAGGCUACAUCAAUAGCGUCUGCUGCAUCUGGGAAGGCAGGAGGUCUCCUGGGUCUUUGGGCUUACCCAGCAUGUCUAGUUCCGCUUUCCUAUCGCCUUCACGCCGAGCUUGCUGCCGAACACGGCGGUGCCGACAGAUGGGGUUAUAGGCGACUCGGGUGCGGACAACUUACGGCGAAGGUGGGGAACAAGAAGCUACCGAACAGCUCCACUAAGUCGAGGAAAAGGACUAGUCGCGGCGUUAUCAAACAGCAAGACGGGCAAGAGAACCCCGUGACUGAUGGCCAGGUGGAAUGGCAAAAAUUACCUAAGCAGGAUGAAAAGGCAGCUUCAUUACUUCAUCGUUCUGUCCUGCCUAAAGAUCUUGACUGGAUUAAUGCUAGUUUGGUGCGCGAAUACGCCGAGAUGGGACUGCCGGGUUUCACCGAGACGGCGCAAGUGCACCCAUAUCAAUUCACAACAUCAAUGGCAGCUUUGGCGCGUCAACGUGGAGUCGAAAUACGCGUUAAUAGUAUGGUUACAGGGAUCGGUCUAAGUAAGUCCGAGGUGGCUGUUUCGUGCGUCGAAUAUCUAGAUCGUGCGACGGGCGAAACGCGAACCUUAGAAGGUGUAACCGACGUCGUGGUGGCCGCAGGCCCAUGGACAGGGCGUCUUUGGCCGAAGACCAAAGUAGAGGGUCUAAGGGCGCACAGCGUCGUGUUCGCAGCCGAUGUCAGCCCGUACGCUGUUUUCACUGAUAUUUCCCUACCAAAUGACUGGGUACCGGCGCACAGGGCCGCGCGUGGAGAGAAGCGAAAGCACAAAGGCAACGUAGACCCUGAGAUCUAUGCACGACCAGGCGGAGAGGUGUAUGCAUGUGGCGAACCAGACUCGAUAAUACCGUUACCGGCAACCGCCGACCAGGUCGAAUGCGACGAAUCUCAGUGCGACGACCUUAUCUCAUAUAUUGGUACUGUGAGUCCCGUGCUAGGCUCUGCGUCAAUUGCCGCAAAACAAGCCUGUUACUUACCACGGCAUAUGCGUUUUGGUAAGGAGAGCGCGCCGCUUAUUGGCGGCACCUCGGUCCACCGGCUAUGGAUAGCGUCGGGCCAUACCUGCUGGGGAAUUCAGAACGGUCCAGCAACGGGCAAGCUCAUGAGUGAGUUUAUCUUUGAUGGAGAGGCAAGGAGCGCCGAUGUCGCGGAGCUGGACCCGAGAAAGUUUAAGGUAUGAUAGGACGAUGCAAGACAUAGAAGGGAAAAAAUAAAUGUCGGUAGGACAACUUAAGAAGAAGUCGUGUGGCGACUAUGACGACAAGACGCGUGGGAUGAUGGGAUUGG
Daldinia caldariorum is the source of this 1541-nucleotide messenger RNA. Its product is annotated as FAD dependent oxidoreductase. The record is from RefSeq and is a predicted model, not a curated record. Gene Ontology annotation, molecular function: oxidoreductase activity. Bases 94 to 1434 code for a protein of 446 amino acids. Gene Ontology annotation, cellular component: late endosome; cytoplasm. Gene Ontology annotation, biological process: retrograde transport, endosome to Golgi. NCBI's taxonomy places the organism in Eukaryota, Fungi, Ascomycota, Sordariomycetes, Xylariales, Hypoxylaceae. The transcript is spliced from 3 exons.